CCAUUGCGGCGGAAGGGGUGGGGGAACGAGACCUCCUGCGAGUGUGUAGGCACUACCUUGCGCUCAAUUCGGGCCUCAGCGAUUCCGACCCUACUGCAGCAAUCACUGUGACGUAAUAAGCGGCCACGGGCAGCGUAGAGGUGAGAGGGAGGGCGCCGAAUAGAAAACUCCGGGAGAAUUCCUUCUCUUCCGUCUCUAACUAAUUACGUAACACGGGGAAAGACUAGAUGACCAAUUGAGAGCCCCGGCAGGCUUGGCUGUUUCUGCUCCGCCUUUCCGUAACGUGUUUUGGUCUCGCAUUCUGAGAGGCUCUUGCUCGGCCGCAGCGACCGGUUUCCGUGGCAACGGUAAAGCGCGGGAAUUACAGAUAAAUUAAAACUGCGACUGCGCACAGUAAUCUCGCUGAAUUUUCUGACUUCUGGAGGGUCCGGGGGGUUUUCAGAUCUUUGGGCCCCUGGGCCCGGAAAGCCCAGACGCUUUGCUCCUGAGUAGAGUUCAUUGUAAAAGGAAGAGAUGGACUUACGUGUGGAUCGCGUUGAAGAGGUACAAAACGUCCUCAGUGCUAUGCAGAAAAUCCUAGAGUGUCCCAUCUGUCUGGAGCUAAUCAAAGAGCCUGUUUCCACAAAAUGUGACCACAUAUUUUGCAAAUUUUGUAUGCUGAAACUUCUCAACCAGAAGAAAGGGCCGUCACAGUGUCCUUUGUGUAAGAGUGAUAUAACCAAAAGAAGCCUACAGGAAAGUACAAGAUUUAGUCAACUUGUUGAAGAGCUGUUGAAAGUCAUUCAGGCGUUUGAGCUGGACACAGGAUUGCAGUUUGCAAAUAGUUACAGCUUUUCAAAAAAGGGAACUAAUUCUCCUGAGCAUCUAAAGGAGGAAGUUUCUAUCAUCCAAAGUUUGGGUUACCGAAACCGCGCCCUAAGACUUCGGCAGAGUGAGCCUGAGAAUCCUACCUUGCAGGAAACCAGUCUUGGUGUCCAACUGUCUAACCUCGAAAUUGUGAAAUCUCUGAGGACAAAGCAGCAGGUACAAUCUCAGAAUAAGUCCGUCUACAUUGAACUGGGAUCCGAUUCUUCUGAGGAUACAGUUAAUAAGGCAAGUUAUUACAGCGUGGGAGAUCACGGCCUGUUACAGAUCGCCCCUCAAGGUUCCAGGGCUGACGCCGGUUCGAGUUCUGCAAAAAAGGCUGCUUGUGAGUUUUCUGAGGACGUAACAAAUACUGAACGUCGUCAGUCCGGUGAUCAAGACUUGACCACCCCUGAGAAGAGGCAUGCACCUGAGAAGCUUCCCGAAGAGUCUCAGGGCAUUUCUGCGUCAGACUUGCAUGUGGAACCACGUGGCACACGUACUCGUGCCGGCUCAUUGCAGCGUGAGAGCAGCAGUUUGCUCCUCACUGGAGCCCAGACGGCUGUGGGAAAGGCUGAGUUCUGCCAUCAGAGCAAGCGGCCUGGCUUAGCGAGGAGCCAGCGGAGCAGAUGGGCUGAAAGUAAAGAAACAUGUGGCGACGGGCAGACUCCCAGCACAGAGGAAAGCGCAGUGUUGAAUGCUGAUCCCCAGAACGGGAGAAGAGAAUCUCCCUCCUCUGACCACCCUGGAGAGUCCCAAGAUGUUCCUUGGAUAACUCGGAACAGUAGCAUACAGAAAGUUAACGAGUGGUUUUCCAGACGCGAUGAAACACCAGCGUCCGAUGGCUCCCACGACGGGAGGCCUGAGUCAAAUGUGGAAGUAGCCGAUGCAGUAGAAGUUCCAGAUGAAGUGGUUGGGUAUCCUGGUUCUCCAGAGAGCAUCGCCUCACUGGCCACUGAGCCUCGUGGUGCUUUACUAUGUGAAAGUGAACGAGUCCACGCCAAACCAGUAGAAAGUAAUAUUGAAGAUAAAAUAUUCGGGAAAACCUAUCGGAGGAAGGCCAGCCUCCCUAACGUGAGCCACGUAACUGACAGUCUGGCUACGGGAGCAUCCACUCCAGAACCUCAGAUGACAGAGCGUCCCUUCACCAAUAAACUGAAGCGCAAAAGGAGAACUACCCCGGGCCUUCACCCAGAGGAUUUUAUCAAGAAGGUAGAGUUGACAGUUGUUCCAAAGACGCCUGAGAAGUUAAUUGAGGGAACUGACCGAACAGAACAGAAUGGUCAUGCGAUGGACGUUACUAAUAAUGGCCACGGGAAUGAAACAGAAGGUGAUUAUGUUCAGAAUGAGACGAAUUCUAACCCAACAGAAUCAGUGGAGAAAGAACCUGCUUUCAGAGCUAAAGCUGAGCCUAUAAGCAGCAGCAUAAGCAACAUGGAACUAGAAUUAAAUGUCCACAGUUCAAAAGCACCCAAGAAGACUAGGCUGAGGAAGAAGACCGCUCCCAAGCAUCUUUAUGCACUGGAACUCGUAGUCAGUAAAAAUCCGAGCUCACCUACUCAUACCGAACUACAGAUUGAUAGUUGUUCUAGCUGCGAAGAGGCGAAGAAAGGAAAUUCUGAGCAGAUACCAGUCAGACAGAGCAAAAAGCUUCAGCUCGUGGAAGGUCCAGACCCUGCGGCUGGAGCCAACAAGAGUAACCAGGCAAAUGAACACAUAAACAAAAGUCUCGCCAGUGAUGCUCUUCCAGAGCUAAAUUUAACAGACGUAUCUGGCGUUUUUACUAAUGGUUCAGGUUCUACUAAACUUAAAGAACUUGUCGAUGCUAACCUUCAAAGAGGAGAAAUAGAAGAGAAAGGGGGAACAGUUCAAGUGUCUAGAGGCACCAAAGACCUCAAAGAUCUGAUAUUCAGUGGAGGAAGAAGCUUGCAAACUGACAGGUCUACGGAGAGUACCAACAUUUUACUGGUGCCCGAAACUGACUGUGACACUCAGGAUAGCGUCUCCCUGCUGGCACCUGACACCCCAGGGAAGGCGGAAACGGCACCAGAUCAACGUGUGGGUGGGUGUGCAGCAGCUGGAAACCCGAAGGAACGUAUCCGUGAUUGUUCUAAUGACACAGAGGGCGUGAAGGAUCUCCUGAGCUGUGAGGUUCAGGAGACGAGCAUAGAAAUGGAAGAGAGCGACCUCGAUACACAGUAUUUACAGAAUACAUUUAAGGUUUCAAAGCGCCAGUCAUUUGCUCUGGGUUCCAAUCCAGGAAAUCCAGAAAAGGAAUAUGCAACCGUCUCUUCCCACUCCAGGCCCACAAGGAAACAAAGUCCAAAAGUCACUCUUGAAUGUGGGCAAAAGGAAGAACAUCGGGGAGAGAAGGAAUCGAAUACGGAGCACGUGCGGGCACCUCACCCAGCGGCAGGCUUUCCUGAGGUUUCUGAGAAAGAUAGAAAGCCAGGAGCACACGCCAAAUAUAGUCUGAAAGGAAGCUCCAGGCCUUGUCAGUCAUCUCCGUUCAGAGGCAAGGAAACGAAACUCACUAUUGAAAAUAAAUACAGAAUUUCACAAAACCCGUAUCAUAUACCACCCAUUUCUCCCGUCAGGUCAUCUGUUAAAACGGUCAGUAAAGAAAACCUGCCAGAGGAAAAGUUGGAGGAACAUUCAGUGUCACCUGCCAGAGCAGUGGGACAUGAGAACGUCAUUCAGAGUACGGUGGGCACAACCAGCCAGACCAAAACGAGAGAAAGCACCGUUAAAGAAGGCAGCUCAAGCAGUACCAAUGAAGUAGGCUCCAGUGGUGAAAAUAUUCAAGCAGAGGCAGGCAGACACAGAGGGUCAAAAUUGAGUGCCAUUCUCAGACUGGGGCUCAUGCCACCUGAAGUCUGUACACCGAGUCUUCCUCUGAGUAAUUGUAAAGAUCCUGACAUAAAAAGGCAAGAAGGUGGGGGAGUAGUGCGGGCUGUUAAUGCAGAUUUCUCUCCGUGUCAAAUUUCAGAUAACCUAGAACAACCUCUGGGAAGCAGUCCCGCUUCUCAGGUUUGUUCCGAGACCCUAGACGACCUGUUAAAGGAUGACAAGGUAAAGGAGAAUAACAGCUUUGCUGAAGGUGGCAUUAAGGACAGAUCUGCUGUUUUUAGCAAAAGUGCCCCGAACGAAUGCAGAAGGAGCCCCAGUCCCUUAGCCCACCCACAUUUGGCUCGGGGUCACCCAAGAAGGGCCAGGAAACUCGAAUCCUCAGAAGAGGACACAUCUAGUGAGGACGAGGAGCUGCCCUGCUUCCAGCACUUACUGUUUGGUAAGGUCACCAGUAGACCUUCUGCGUCGCCCAGAUGCAGCGCUGUUGCCGCAGAGGGUCCGUCUAAGAAAACAGAGGAGAACCAAGCACCUUUAAAGAGUAGCUUAAGUAACCGCAGUGACCAGGUCACGUCAGCAAAGGCGUCCCAGGAGCGUCACCUUAGCGAAGAAGCAGGAUGUUCUGUUAGCUUAUUCUCCUCACAGUGCGGUGUGGCAGAAGAUUUUGCCGCUAAUACAGACAGCCAGGAUUCUUUCUUGAUGUUCGAUUCUCACUGUAAGCAAGUGAGCCGUCAGUCUGAAGACGAGGAAGUUCCGAGCGACAAGGAACUGGUUUCAGAUGAUGAGGAAGGGGAACCUGACCUGGAAGAGGAGAAUCGAGAAGAGCGGAGUGUGGAUUCAAACUUAGAUGAAGCGGCAUCUGAGUGCGAGAGUGAAACAGGCCUCUCUGAAGACUCUUCAGGGCUGUCCUCUCAGAGCGAUAUUUUGACCACUCAGCAGAGAGACACCAUGCAGGAUAACCUGAUGAAGAUCAAGCAGGAAAUGGACCACCUGGAAGCUGUGUUAGAGCAGGAGAGCCAGGCUUGCCACAGGUCCCCUGUCCUCAUAGCCUACUCCUGUGCGUCCGAGGACCUGCUGAACCUGGAGCGAAACACGUCAGAGAAAGUAUUAACGUCAGAGAAAAGUAGCGAAUAUCCUGUAAGUCGCAAUCCGGAAAGCCUUUCUGCAGACAAGGUUCAAGAGUAUCUGGGUAGCUCCACCAGCAAAUACAAAGAAACAGGAGUGGAAAGGUCUUCCCCUUGUAAAUCCCAGCUGCUAGAUGAUAAGUGGGAUAUGCAUAGCUACUCACAGAAUCUUCAGAACAGAAACCGCCCAUCUCAGAAGGAGCUCGUUAAGGGUAUUGACGUGAAGGAGCAGCAACGGACCAAGGCUGGGCCCCAAGAUUUCAUGGAGCCGUCUUAUUUGUCAAGACAAGAUCUCGAGGGAACCCCCCCUUCCCUAGAAUCUGGAGUCAGACUCUUCGAUGACCCAGAGUCGGACCCCGAUGAAGACAGAGCCCCAGAGCCAGCUCCUGUUUGCAGCGUGCCGGCGUCAGCCUCUGCAUCGACAGGACCCCCGUUCCAGGUUGGAGAAUCUGCCAAGAGUCCAGCUACUGCUCGAACGACCAGUGCUGCUAGGUGGAAUGUGAAGGAAGAAAGUGGGAGUGGGGAGAAGCCAGAAGUGGUAUCGUCAACAAAAACGGUCAACAGAAGAAUAUCAAUGGUGGCAUCAGGCUUGACCCAAAAAGAAUUAAUGCUUGUGCACAAGUUCGCCAGAAAGCACCACAUCGCUGUGACUGAUCUAAUUACUGAAGAGACCACUCACGUCGUCAUGAAAACAGAUGCUGAGUUCGUAUGUGAACGGACACUGAAAUAUUUCCUGGGAAUUGCAGGAGGAAAAUGGGUAGUUAGCUAUUUCUGGGUGACCCAGUCUGUUAAAGAAAGAAAGAUUCUAGAUGAGCAAGAUUUUGAAGUCAGAGGAGACGUUAUCAAUGGAAGGAACCACCAAGGUCCAAAGCGAGCAAGAGAAUCCCAGGACAGAAAGAUCUUCAGGGGCCUGGAAAUCUGUUGCUACGGGCCCUUUACCAACAUGCCCACAGAUCAGCUAGAGUGGAUGGUGCGGCUUUGCGGGGCUGCCGUGGUGAAGGACCCUUCGGCGUUCACUGUGGGCGAGGGCACUCACCGGGUUGUGGUCAUGCAGCCGGACGCCUGGGCGGAGGACAGUGGCUCCCACGUGAUUGGGCAGAUGUGUGAGGUGCCUGUGGUGACCCGAGAGUGGGUACUGGACAGCGUGGCCCUCUACCAGUGCCAGGAGCUGGACGCCUACCUGGUCCCCCAGCCCUCCCAGAGCGGCUGCUGAUGGCUGCCAGCCCCGUGUGUCUUGUAUACAGAGCCUGUCUCCACCAGACCCCGAGGAUAAGCCUAAGAAGUGGCCUUUUUCCAGGCCCUGGGACGUCCUCUUUAGUCCUUCCACAGUCCUGGUUACUAAAUAUUUGAUGUACUCCAGCCUGAAGAGGACUUCUGGCUGUGCCAGGGCCCUUAAAGAUUUUCUGCUUCACGUCUCCCUUUGAAAUCUGCCAUGAGCACAAAAUUGUGGUAAUUUUUCACCUGAAAAGAAUUUUAAAUGCCACCAAUUGAGCAAGAUGCUGAUUCAUUAUUUAUCAGCCCCAGUCCUUGUACUGGGGCCGUUGGCUUAGAGCUGGGGGCAGAGUAGCUGGGCUCAGAGUAGAUGGUUUCCCUGAAUUUGUUUCCCUAAAACCCUGUGUUCAUAAAGGCCAAGAGUCAAACCCUUUCGUGGAAGGUGAGUGCUUAGGGACCUGUGGUGAGACUUAACAGUCCGUGGGCAGCUCUCGAAGGCUGAAGUGGAGCAUUGGCGGGGAAUUCAGAGGCAGGGAGUGGCUAGAAAUGUGAAAUUUGAGGGUUAAUUAGAGAGGGCGGUCACACUGACCCUGAUCUCCAAAAGUCUGGGCAAGAACUGGUGUCCAAAGAGAAUCUCCUAAUUCCCUGUUGGUAAUAAUAAAAAAAAUAUUUGCUCCUGUGGCUCUGAUAUGUAACCCAUUCCUCUUGAAAUAUAAGGUCUCUGAUAUGAAUAUUUCAUGUCUGUAAAAUGACGGAUCCCACCAGGAAAGGAGCUAUUGCGUUCCUUGAGGUAAUUUUUUUUCCCUUUUGCUCCCUCUUGCUGAAUGUAUGGCUUCAUAAAUAAUUUUGUUUGCUGAAGGAAGAGAAAGUGUUUUUCAUAAACUCAUUACCCGGGACUGUUUAUGGCUGCUGGGAGGACUAGGUCUUCCUCGGCCCCCGGUGUAUGAGGGCAGUGCCGGCCUCUCUGCACGCCGUGUGUUUUGUGUAAAUGUUGUCCUGUUCACCUGCAAAUAAACUUGGC
Molecule: messenger RNA, 7047 nt
Organism: Phyllostomus hastatus (greater spear-nosed bat)
Lineage: Eukaryota; Metazoa; Chordata; Mammalia; Chiroptera; Phyllostomidae
Gene: BRCA1
Product: BRCA1 DNA repair associated
Exons: 23
Coding region: 514-6027 (1837 amino acids)
Biological process (GO): positive regulation of transcription by RNA polymerase II; chordate embryonic development; dosage compensation by inactivation of X chromosome
Cellular component (GO): plasma membrane; BRCA1-A complex; BRCA1-BARD1 complex
Molecular function (GO): ubiquitin-protein transferase activity; zinc ion binding; DNA binding
Source: RefSeq, a predicted model, not a curated record